AUGGUUUUGUCCCUUCUCGGCAGCCUUGUUGUGGUUGGAGUUGACAUAAUCAAUGGGGAAAAAGCUUCAAAAAAUUCCUUGCAAUACAUGUUCUCAGUGCAGAACAAUAAAACACAUGAAUGUGGAGGAUUUCUGAUAUCUCCUCAAUAUGUUCUUACAGCUGCACACUGUGCAAGGUAACGUGUUAUUUUUUUUUUUAUUUUUUUUUUGGAGCCAUAUUCAUCACUGAAUGAAAUAUCUAAGCUCUUGUUCCACCGAAAAAAAAAAAAUAAAUUUAUACCAAAAACAUUCAAAAACGUUAAGAUGGGUAAUGACAUCAUGCUUCUAAAGAUUUCUAGGGAAGCAGUUUUGGGAGAAAAGGUGAAGACGGUGAAAAUCCCAGAUCUACAUUACAGAGUUGAAAGCAAUACCCAGUGCUUGGUUGCUGGAUGGGGUUCGACUAAACAGCACAAAGAUGUCAAUGACCUUUUGGCCUUGAAUGUAACCUCAACUGUUGACAUCCACAACUGCAAGAAAGCAUGGAAGAAAUACAAAGAAAGCAUCACAAAACUUCCACCAAACAUCAUCUGUGCUGGAGGAUAUAAACAGAAUGGAGGAGUGUGCUUGGGUGAUUCUGGAGGUCCACUGGUGUGCCAUUCAAUGGCAGUGGGCAUUGUCUCAUUCAGCACAAAGGGGUGUAAAUAUCCUGAUGUACCGAAUAUCUUCACUGAUAUUUCAAAAUAUGCACAUUGGAUCAAAGCAAUUAUGAAGAAAAAGGAAACUUAAGAGUUUUGUGUUCACAGCACUUGCAAAUCAUGCUUAAACAUACAAUACUGACCAACAAAAAUUGUUUUGCUGAUGACUUGUGUCUGUAUUUUCACAAUGACCAUUUCUGUGCAUGCAGAUUGUUGUUUUUGAGAAAAACUACCUCAAAAUGUCUAUGAUUUUGUGUAUAUUUUGGGUUACAAUAAUAGUGCAUUUAUACAAGGACACAAUAAAUCAGGGAUGGAUAGCAUAUAAAAUACCCGUGACUGAAUUUUGGUUUGAUAUCAACAUUUGAAAUGACAUUUUCCAUCAGUAGGGUACAAAAAUAAUUUCUCUUCCAGCCAAAAGGUCCGUAAAAGGAGGUGUUUAACAUUCAGAAAAGGUUGAUUGGGAAUUGAUUUUUUGAUGAUACUAAAAUCUGGGAAUCCAAAUACAAUAUAAAAUGUCUAGUACGAAUAUAUAUAUAUAGAGGGAGAGAGAGAGAGAGAGAGAGAGAGAGAGA
Cyprinus carpio (common carp) is the source of this 1246-nucleotide messenger RNA. Its product is annotated as trypsin-like. The transcript is spliced from 4 exons. Gene Ontology annotation, biological process: proteolysis. Lineage: Eukaryota; Metazoa; Chordata; Actinopteri; Cypriniformes; Cyprinidae. Gene Ontology annotation, molecular function: serine-type endopeptidase activity. The record is from RefSeq and is a predicted model, not a curated record.